AUGAACGACGUCCACGUGUGUACAGAGAGCUGAAAUCUUCGCGGUCUGCGUCUGCACCGCCACAGUUGAGGCAAUUUGCUGACGUGUUCUUUUUCAACCCCGCCGCCGUCCUUCACCAUCGGCCCACUGCGGCUACCUGUCUUCUUAUUUUCAUCCUAUUUUUUUAACCAGAACAACGUUGAUGGUGAUGGUCUUUUCGUACGAACAGACAAGGGUUCUAUGAGCUUGCGCGAGUAUACUUGUCUCCGCGGGCGAAUCAAGUUCGCGUGAGUACCGGCGGCUCAACGAUCGGGGCGCGACGCCAUCUCGUCGAUCUGACUCCUCAGUGCUCACCAUCUGUGUGAUGUCCUUCGAGCAGUCGGUUGUGCGGGAUGCACUAGUAAAGGCAGGAAUCACCACACCUGACCCCAUCAGUCGGCAUGCCGAGGUCAACCAGACGUGGACUCCGGAGUACCACACGCCUAAGGAAUUCAACCUCAAGGACGCGUUCAGGCUCAUUCAAGCCAAAACGCAAAGCAACACUACUGUGUGGGGACGUCUUGGACCUGCAAAACAACGAGAUAUUGUCAAAUAUGUGAGUUGCGCGGAACCUGCCAGUCUUGUACGGAGCGUGCGCUUGCUCGGGCACUCACUCGUCACUCUCGUUCAGAUUCGUGAGCGCACGGCUUUCUUAAGGGUCACAUCGGGCGACUGGCUCUAUGAAGAACUUGUUAUUGAUGUGUUGGCGAAUGUCCGAGCCGCGUAUAGACUGCAGUACGACCGUGAAGCCUGUCGGUUGGCGGGAAUCAUGUGACGGCUUUCCAGGGCGGACAUCACAAGAUUGCGCAACGAGUUAG
This is a messenger RNA of Microbotryum saponariae, 836 nucleotides long. NCBI's taxonomy places the organism in Eukaryota, Fungi, Basidiomycota, Microbotryomycetes, Microbotryales, Microbotryaceae. The record is from the annotation of a GenBank genome assembly.